This is a messenger RNA of Aphanomyces astaci, 1424 nucleotides long. RefSeq lists its product as hypothetical. The record is from RefSeq and is a predicted model, not a curated record. Gene Ontology annotation, cellular component: membrane. The coding region runs from base 26 to 1384 and encodes 452 amino acids. Gene Ontology annotation, biological process: metal ion transport; cellular response to iron ion. Lineage: Eukaryota; Oomycota; Saprolegniomycetes; Saprolegniales; Verrucalvaceae. Gene Ontology annotation, molecular function: manganese ion transmembrane transporter activity; cadmium ion transmembrane transporter activity. The transcript has a single exon.
GUUGUGGUGUCAUUCUGGAGGUGACAUGACACAGUCUACGGCUGCGGCGGCGCCGUCCGAGGUGUCCCCUCUCCACUCCCCAGUAAACACACCGGACAACCAAGACGUCCAAUACACAAAAGUGGACUCGACGCGCGCGAUCAACAUGCCUGCGUCGCCGCCUUCGUUUGUCCAGAAGGUCCUUCCUGCGCUCGGGUCUGCGUUCGUCGCGUCCGUGGCAUAUCUGGACCCAGGUAACUUUGCGACCAACAUCCAAGCCGGCUCCAACUACGGCUUCACAUUGCUGUGGGUGAUCUUGCUGGCUAAUCUCAUGGCGAUGCUGUUCCAGACGCUGUCGGCAAAGCUCGGCAUCGCCACGGGCAAGAACCUCCCCGAAGUGAUCGCGGAGCAGUUCCAUCCGUGGGUCGUCGUGGUCAUGUGGCUGGCGGCCGAAGUGGCCGCGAUUGCAACCGACGUGGCCGAGUUCAUCGGGGCCGCGAUCGCGUUCAAACUGCUGUUUUCGAUCUCGCUGGCGUGGGGCGCGGUCAUCACCGCCGGCAUGACCCUGGUUCUUUUGUACGUCCACCAGCACCGCAUCCAAGCGUUCGAAGUUGUCAUCUUCAUCUUGGUGUCUGUGAUCGUCGUGAGCUACAUCAUGGAAACUGCGCUGCAGCCGAGCAUUCCGUGGGCCGAGGUGGCGUACAACACAUUCGUGCCGAGCUUCGACGGUAAGGACAGCCUCGUCCUCGCUGUGGGCAUUGUCGGGGCCACCGUCAUGCCCCAUGUGAUCUACCUCCACUCGGCGCUCACCCAGAGCCGCUUUGUCGUGUCGGACGACGGUGAUGUGAUCUUUCCGCCGCUGCGGUACGAAGUCGUGGGCAUUGUGAUCGCUCUGGGGAUUGCUGGCCUAGUCAACAUGUCGAUGCUGAUCAUGGCGGCAUCGACCUUCCACACUGCUGGGUACACGCAGGUAGACUCGAUCGAGAACGCGUACAUCACGCUGGAACCGCUGCUCGGCAAGGCGUCUUCGUAUGUAUUUGCCAUUGGACUGCUGGCCAGUGGCAUCUCGUCGUCGGCGGUGGGUACCCUCGCGGGUCAGGUGAUCAUGGCGGGCUUCCUCAACUUCCACGUAAAUGUAUGGAUCCGCCGCGCCGUGACUUUGGUUCCGUCCAUGAUGAUCAUCUUCUCAGGCGCCGACCCCACCCAAGCGCUCGUGUUCAGCCAAGUCGUUCUGAGUUUCUGCAUUCCGUUCGCCCUCAUCCCCCUCGCCAUGUUUACCGGCAGAGAAGACAUUAUGGGCAAGUGGAAAAGCGCGUGGCCCAUGCAGCUGCUCACGGCCGCGCUCUGCGCGUUCAUCGUCGGACUCAACGUGUACCUCGUCCUCGCGUCAGUGUUUGACUGGUAACAGCCAUGGGCUAAAGCGUAAUAAAAAUGAAGUUUCAAGA